Antechinus flavipes (yellow-footed antechinus) is the source of this 9373-nucleotide messenger RNA. It is a transcript of the gene LUC7L2, whose product is annotated as LUC7 like 2, pre-mRNA splicing factor. NCBI's taxonomy places the organism in Eukaryota, Metazoa, Chordata, Mammalia, Dasyuromorphia, Dasyuridae. Gene Ontology annotation, cellular component: U1 snRNP; U2-type prespliceosome. The record is from RefSeq and is a predicted model, not a curated record. The coding region runs from base 1613 to 2812 and encodes 399 amino acids. Gene Ontology annotation, molecular function: mRNA binding. The transcript is spliced from 11 exons. Gene Ontology annotation, biological process: mRNA splice site recognition.
CAAUAUAUAUACCUGAAUCUCUGUGUGUGUGUGUGUGUGUGUAUACAAUAUAUAUCUUUUAACAAGAUUUUAAUCCUACAUAUCUAUUUCAAUCAACACAAAAUGCCACGCAAAGUUUUUCAUUUGUAUACAUCGUUCAUUCCUGUGAUACAACUACCAGGGAAAAUAGGUGUUAAUUUUCCGUAUUUAGAGGAGAUUAUCUCUUCUGCUGCACUUCUCCACAGAUGGGGGAUAUUCACGAAGGCUCACGGAACACCCACUGAUUUGCUUUUAGGGGCUUCCCAUCACCAAAUCCACCUGGAAGGUCCAAUUUAGUGCUAGCUAACUGAAGUGACUGGCGUUGACAGGCUAACUUCUCACUUGGGGCUUACAAUUAUCCACCUUUUAGAGACGAGGAACUCCGGGUGGGGUGGGGGGUGGGGGCAGCAGCUGGUAGAAGAUAAGUCUUCGGUCGCACCACGCGGUGAGGCUUCCCGGUAGUCCGCCCGAGGCCAUGGGGGGUAAAAUGCCUCCAAACCAAGGCACAGUGUGUGGCCUUCAGCGGGCGAGGGUGAGCGCCCUCGAACCCCCUUAAACCCCCGGCCUACGCCUGGAAAGCCUCUGCUUCUCUUAAUUUAGGAAUUAAGAAGGGAUCUGGGGGCUUUCUCCAUCCCCGCCCCCGCACUCCCGAAGUAGCUUUUACUCUGGACGGAGUGAGGAGUCAAACGGUCUUAGAUCAGAAGCACUAACUAAACCGACUCCAAGCAGGCAAGCUUUUUUUUUUUUUUUUUUUUAAUAUAAACUUACUUUCCCCGGGCUAAGCUCCGGGAGGCACUACUUUGUUAAGUAAAAAGCUGACAGCAUCAGCCCGAUGUUAAGUAAAAAGCUGACAGCAUCAGCCUGAGUCCAUGACCAGAAGGCCACGAAGCCCCACCCGGUAAGCUAAAAUACAAACCCUAAGGACAGUUCCUGCACUAGUCAUCUAAAAGAAGAAGCCUCGCGAGAGCUCCAAAGGGGGAGGUCACGAGCACGCGCCCCGGAGCCGUUAGGGUGGAACGCCUCCCCGGCGGGGGCGGGCGGAGGUACUGCGGUUAAGCGCCAGUUGGUGGAGUCCCCGCGGGAAACGAGUGAGCGCGAGGAGCGUGCGCGCUCAUGUAGGCGGCGACGGUGGCGGCGAGCGGCGGCGUCAGCUCCUGGAAGGGGGGGAAGGGUUGACGGCUUUUGUAGGGUGGCGGCAGCGGCGGUGGCGCCUUCCCGUUUGGCCACUACCGUUUCUGUUGCUGGAGCUGGACUGGUUGUGACUGAACGAGGGUCGGGAGAGGGGGUCGCUGCCUUCUCCGGUACAUCGAAGUGAGGAGAAGCCGCACCCCGGACUCUUUAUUUUUCCCCUUCCUCCGCCCCCUCACCGCACGCCCGAAGCGGCGGCGACUUCAUCUCACCUCAACCUCCCCUCCCCCUCCCCCGCCCCCUAGCCCUGCGACGUCCGGCUUGCGCCCCAAUUCUUUCCUCACCCCGCCCGAUCGCUCGCUCACUACGCCGCCGCUGCUGCCGCCGCCGCCAUGUCGGCGCAGGCCCAGAUGCGUGCUAUGCUGGACCAGCUGAUGGGCACUUCUCGGGACGGUUCAAUGUAUCUAUGCCUGCCUACUUCAAUCUGCAAGGGAGUAUCAGAAAGGCCCCGCAAUCGCCGAGCCGAGACACUACCCGCCAACGAAUCAAAUUCAGUGAUGACAGAGUGUGCAAGAGUCAUCUUCUCAACUGCUGUCCUCAUGAUGUUCUCUCUGGAACUAGGAUGGAUCUUGGAGAAUGUCUGAAGGUUCAUGACCUGGCUUUAAGAGCAGAUUAUGAAAUUGCAUCCAAAGAACAAGACUUUUUCUUUGAGCUUGAUGCAAUGGAUCAUCUGCAGUCUUUCAUUGCAGACUGUGACCGGAGAACAGAAGUGGCCAAGAAAAGAUUAGCAGAAACUCAGGAAGAAAUUAGUGCUGAAGUGGCAGCUAAAGCAGAACGUGUUCAUGAGUUGAAUGAGGAAAUUGGUAAAUUACUAGCUAAAGUGGAACAACUAGGAGCUGAAGGUAAUGUGGAAGAGUCUCAGAAAGUAAUGGAUGAAGUGGAGAAAGCCCGAGCAAAAAAAAGAGAGGCAGAGGAAGUCUACCGGAAUUCUAUGCCAGCCUCCAGCUUCCAACAACAGAAACUUCGGGUCUGUGAAGUAUGCUCUGCUUAUUUGGGUCUUCAUGACAAUGACAGGCGACUAGCUGAUCAUUUUGGGGGUAAACUACACCUGGGAUUUAUUGAAAUAAGAGAGAAACUUGAAGAGUUAAAGAGAGUUGUAGCUGAGAAGCAAGAGAAAAGAAAUCAGGAACGCCUGAAGCGUAGAGAAGAAAGAGAGAGAGAAGAAAGGGAGAAAUUGAGAAGGUCCCGAUCACAUAGCAAGAAUCCUAAAAGAUCCAGGUCCCGAGAGCAUCGUAGACAUCGAUCUCGUUCUACUUCACGAGAACGAAAGAGAAGAACUAGAUCCAAGUCCCGUGAGAAACGCCAUCGUCACAGAUCACGUUCUAGCAGCCGUAGCCGCAGUCGUAGCCACCAGAGAAGCCGGCAUAGCUCCAGAGACCGGAGCAGAGAGCGAUCCAAAAGAAGAUCCUCAAAAGAAAGGUCUUCUGGAGAUAAAGAGCGGUCAUUAAGAGACCAAGACCUAGCAUCACGUGACAAAGAUAGGAGUUCCAGAGAGAGGUCUCCUCGUGACAGAGAGAGGAAAGAUAAGAAACGUUCUUAUGAGAGUGCUAAUGGCCGAUCAGAAGACAGGAGGAGCUCAGAAGAGCGUGAAGCCGGGGAGAUCUAACAGGCUGUACAUUUCCUCAGUCCUUAAGCUUCCUAUGGAGUUACAUACAAUUGUUUAGUUUACAGCUGUUCAAGGCAACCCAGCAGUUCCAGACACCGAUCCAACUAGGCUAGAUGUACAGUAUCUAAAGUUUGGCUUUAACUCAAUCUGAACUGAACGUCUUUUCCUGGAUGAAGUCUAAAAUUGCAUCCAUAGUUUCUGAUGAACCUUAAUUCAAUUCUGAAAGGUUAUUCUGUUCACAAGUGCAGUUUUAUGUAGUAAAUUGCAGAUCUCAAUGUUUUAUUUUCAGUAGAAGUUAGAGUGAACAAAUUGUGUUACUUGCCUUGGGCUUUCUUGAACAUUUGUAAAAUUCUUUUUUUCUAGUCAGCAGCAGCUUUGGGAGUCUUAUUUUGAUUUCUUCCUCUAUCCUUCUGUUCUACCCUCCCACCUGCCACCCCAAAUUGCAAAGUGGGGCAGGAAUUGGAGAGGCCAUAUAACUUGGGUUAGAAAUUUCUGUUCCCACUGAUUAAUUGCUAGUUGGUUGCAUUUGUUGCUAGAGUGUGUGUUCUGGAGAAAAUGGAAAUGUUUGGUUUUUUUUCCCCCCUUUUUUUAAACAGUGCCUAUUUAGAUUUGGAAGUUGAACAGCUGUUGCAUUACACCUUUUGCAUUUUUAUUGAAAUUUUGAAAUCAAACCUUGUCUUGAUUUUUCUGUUACCAUUGAAUUGCUAUGUUUAGGUUAUUGGGGGGGUGGGGAAUUUUUCUUAAGCACUUCUUGUGUUUGUUUUUUUCCUUGUGGAGUGUAAAGGCUACACCUCUUAAUUGUUUAAAAAAAAAAAAGAUAAUAAAAUGAAAACAACAGUCAUCACCACCACUACCACCACCACCAUCACCAUUAAACAAACCUGCAUUGUUAAGUAAGUUGUCACAUAGCACUUUGUCCUGUGGACAUUCCUCACCUUUUCCUGCCAUUGAUAAUUCCUUUCUAUGUAAUAUACAAAAGAUAUAAGGAGACACUUUCAAAAAUUCUGAACUAUGGGCAUAACUGUUUAACCCAGGCCAUCUGUACUGUUUAUAUUCAGUUACUCAGAUUUAUAACACCUGCCACAGGGAGGGGCUUGGACCUGCAAAAAGAAAAAUUCUGAUUCUCCUUUUAUUCAGCAGCACAAAAUGAAAUUAAAAAACAGGAUAAACACAGCAUUGAGAGGAACAGUAUUUGAUUACUAAGAGUUGAUUUUACACCUAAUAAGGUCUUUGAAAGUGUAAGGAAAUUAGUAAUGUUUUAAUUGAAUAACAGUUUAGCUCUAAAAGAAAUCCAUAUCUAAAUCCUAGUCUUAAAUCCCGUUUGCUGAAGGGGCUCUUGUUUUGCCAGUAUCCUUUGCUAAUAUCUGGAAAGCAAAAUGAUAGAGACACUUAUGGUGCAAGAUACAGAUCUAGAGCAUAGAGUAGAAAAAAUAUCAAGUUGAAAGAGAAGAUAGACUAAUGUAUGUGCCCAGUAUUGGCAAGUAACCGAAAUAUACUGCACAAUAAAUCCUAAGUUUAGAGUAAAAUGUUGUGAAUCACUCAGAUGAAUAAGAUCUUUAAUGCUUGUUUAUCUACUGCCUUUCCACCUCAUCUGUUUUAAAAGAGCUAGUCAUCUUAAAUUUGUGGUCUUCUAGGAAGUAGAUCAACAUCCAAGAGUGCUCUUUCGUCGAAGAAGUUGCUUGCUGGGAAUGAGAAUCCAAAUAUAUUCAGUGUGUGAGUUGAGUGGAAGAGAUGUCUGAUUCCUUCCCGGGUGGGUGAAUGAUUCAGUCAUCCAGGACAUUUUUCUUAAUCACUCACCUCUUCUUGAAGUCUAAGAUCCUACAGCUUCCUUGUCAGCAAAAUUUGUUUUUAAUCCCUGAGUAGUUUUUUAAAAUAUUAUCAAUUUUGUAACCAAUAUUAGUGAACAUUCUUGAUACUAUGUUAAACUGAACUUUCAUCUGUAUCAAUUUAAAUACAUUGUUUUAAGUCCUUCAGUGAACACAGAACAACUUAAAGUGAUUCAUAUGAAUCCUUACUGUUAAAAAACAGUAGACCACUGUGCUAGCCAAUUCAUAGUAGCAUUGGGCAUUUUGAGAAGGACAUUAAGUCUUAGGCCAUCAGGAAAUCAAAUAACAAAUUACCAAAUAGCUUAGACUUCAGUAACUCAGGCUAGUCUAGAUUAGAGAAUAAUAUGAAUUAAAGGAUAUCUAUGUGAAAUAUAUUAAAUCCAAUAACAUGAUCUGGGUUAAACAGUGUGAAAGUUUGGUCUUUGCUAUGAUAUAGUUGUGUGAUUUACUUUCACUCUUAAGUUUCAUCCUUCAGUCCAUCAUUCCAGCCUGUCACAUUUUUUUGGAUUCUGAUUCUGACAUUUGCCUAGUAUUAUUAGUAUUGUAUGUAAAAGACAUUGUAUUUUUAAGAAAAAAAUUCUGCCUAGUUCCUUCUGUCAUCAAGUGAAGAAGACUCAGGAAAACAUUACCAAUACUGGAACUUCAGCUAGGGUGUGGCAUUGGUUAUAAGUCUUGAGAUUUGUAGGGAAAUAAAAGGAGAAAAGGCAAAAGACAUCCGGAUUUCAAGUAAUCAGCCAGAGCAAGUUGGUGGGGUUACUGAAGAUUAGUGUUAAGUAUAUAAGCUUGGGGUCUGCCAUCGAGUCAGUGAAUAGGAAGUCACCGAGUGCUGUUUUGAUUGAAAGGAGUAGAUACCAAAGGACUUAAGGGGAUUCUUGUAAACAAGUCUGAAGCUAAGUCCAGGAAUUCCAGGAAGUAGAAAGCAGUUUUACAUAGUUGGCGUUCAGUGAAGCAAGUUUGGAACUGAGGGAGUGAAUAGUGUAGUCAUUGAUAAUGUAAUCAAUCAGUGCAAGCAGGUAGAGGUUAAUGUAAAAGAUGUUAGGUAUCUAGGGAACUUAACUCCUUAAAGGAUUGCUAGAGCCACACAGAAUUUGAAUCCCAGGCUACCAUGGCUAGAAACUUAAUACAGAAAUUAGACCCCAUAAUACUAGGUAGUAGGUACAAGCGAAAAGCAAAGGAGAAUAGGAAUUGAGACCCUAAGAAAGCAGAUUACCAUUGGGAGGUAAGGCCAACAGAAAGACUUGAAUUUGAUCUGAGUUGAACUUGAUUUAAAUGGGUUUGUGUUUGUUUUUCAGGACAGUACCAGCCAAGGAAGUCCUGAAUAGAGCAAUAAAUGAAUAGCAGGGGACCCAGAUUUGCUUCACUACAUUGAAGCUAGAAAUAGAGUGUUUCUUUUCCCUGAUUCAAAAAGAGAAGGGGGAAGAUUUAUAACCCAAUGGUUUUUUGACCAGAAUUGGUCAGUAAAAACCUCAUAAAAAAAUCAAUUAACAUACAUGGGGACAACUACUCAUCUGAAAAGUUUCCCUUGGGUGCAAGCAUCAGUCAGCAAAAGAGGAUGGAGGUUGGACUGCAGGGGCAGUUACAUUCCUUGGGCUUUCCACAUCUGAUAACAAGGUAGACUGAUCCAAAUGCCAAGCCUGUUGUGUCUAUAUUUCUAGUACUUUUAUUACCAUGGCUGUCACCCUCUUUGGACCUUGUUUUUUUUCUGUAUUUCUCUAAAGUUCCAGUUGUAACUUCAUGAGUUUAUUAAUCCUGUGACAUAUUCUUUGGAGUUUGGGAAAGGGAAUGCCAAUGUUGCAUGGUACAAAGGGGAAGAGAAUCACUCUCUCCUAGGGCAAUUCUACCAAAUGGAGGAGGGAAAGGAUCUUUGGGGAUUUUCCUUUUCCUUUUAUAUAAGUGUUGGAUACCUACUGGGAUGGAUUAAAGAGUCUGUCUUGUUUCCCUUGGCCCACCUCACCUGGGAUCUCCACUACUCCAGCUGGGGUAAGCUCAGGAGGGCCUGUUGGAUUUGCUACAUUUGGUGAACGGGGAAAUAGCAUCUUCCUCAUUUGUCCCGAUCCAACAAUGUCUACCCUAGAAAUAAUUCUCUAUGACCUCUGAAGUGAGUUUAAAAAAUCACUCCUGGAACAACAGGAGUUGUUCAGUUGGGCACUGGACUCUGACUCCAGAAGUUUCCUUUUUGUGAUUAGUUCCACAGAAUACUAGAGUUAAUCUUCAGUCAUUGCAAGAGGCUUUCCUAGAAGUCAAGAUUCCUCAAGCAUGUUUGAUUUUUUGGAACGACAAAUUGCAUUUUCCCCUACAAUAUAGCCAGGUUUCUGGGCCUAGAUAAAGGAAAAUAAAAAUUUUAUAGAAAUUAUCUAGACAAGGACGUGUUAGAUUUUUUUCCACUUGAGAACCCUUUUUCCCCUAGAAAUUUUUAUGUGGCCCUGUAUAUGUAGACACAUAUAUAAAAUAAUAAAACAUGAUUUCAUGACCCCCCAUUGAGGCAUGAGACUCCAAACCAGUUAAGAAAUUAAUAAAUCUAGUUUUCUAAUUUGCAGAGUGAGAGGGUUAAACUAAAUGUGGUCUUUUUGGUCCCAACUUCCAUGAUCUUUUCAUUUUACAGAUGUGGAAAUUAAUCUAUUUGGAAGGGAUAGAUUUUGAGGAGGAAACUGAGGCCCAGUAAAGAUAGAUGACAGUGGAAGAACUAGAAUUAAAAUUUCACUCAUUUUUAAGUUUUGUUUUUUGAGAUGAUUAUGUCACAUAAUCAACUAUGAAAAUCAGCCAUACCAUGUAUGGAAUUUAAAAUCCAAUAAAAUUUUAAUAAAUUGACCUUAAGCCAUGUUUCUAUAAAUGAAGGCCUUAUAUAUUCCAAGAGGCCCCAAGAGACUCAGCAGCUUGUCAGAGGUUAUGUUUCCCAUUCAAGGGCUGUGCUCAGUUUCCAUGCCAACAACUAUCCCCCACAUACAUGAUCAAUUGAGGGAUCUUUUGAGUAGUGCCUUCCUCUCCUGUCUAGGACAAGCUACAGUGGGAAUUUUAAGCCAUCAUUCUGUGGAUUGUCAUAUUGGGACUGGGAUAUGGGAAAGUGUAGUUCAAGGAUAGUAGCACUUCACAAAAUCUGAAAGUUAAAGGAAAUACAAAGACCAUUUCCUUGCAGCUUGAAUCUGAGCAACUAUUAGCUGGCUUUCCCAAAAGACUUCUAAUAAAGGAGAAUUCACUUCUGAGGCCAUUCAUUCCACUCUUUGCUAGCUGUAAUUAAUGUCUUGUCUAUAUUUGCAACAAAUUUCACUCCUCGAUGCUCCUGGUUUUGACUAUCAGGAUCAAGCCAAAAUAAGGUGAAUCCAUCUUCCACAUGAAGCCUUUUGAGUGUCUGAAGAUAGCACUCCUGUCCCCUAUCAAAGUCUUUCCAGAGAUGAAUAUGGUAAUCCAGAUGUGGCCUAGUCAAGGCAGAUUUUGUUGUUCAGUUGUGUCUGACUCUUUGUGACCUCAUGGACCAUAUUUUUGAUAAGGUUUUUUUGGCAAAGGUACAAACAGGCUUAGUGACUUGCCCAGGGUUGCACAGCUAGUAAGUGCCUGAGGCCUAAUUUGAACUUUGUUCUUUAUGACUCCAGGUCCUGUGUUCUGUCCAUUGCUCUAAAGGCAGAUGACAGAAAGUUACAGAAAGAGCAUUACUCCCCUUUUCUUGGAAGCUGUGCUUCACAAUGAAAUCUAAAAUUGCAUUCACAUUUUUGGCUAACCUAAAAAUGCCUUUUUUUUUUUUUUAAUGAAUUGUCUAGCUGUGUUUUCUUCCUGGUUUGUGUAGGAUUUUUUUUUUAAACCUAAGUGUAAGACUACAUUUAUCCCUAAUAAUACAUUUAUUCCUAUCUGCCAAGAAAACCCUGUUAUUACGUUUGACCCAAAGCCUCUAGGUAUUUUUGUAACUGGAUUCUUAAAAGACACCUUAGCUAUGAAUACCCCCAAUUGUUUGCCUUCUUUGCCAUCUAUGCCUUUAUCAGAAUCCUUGAUAAAAACUGUGAAACAGCACAGAACCAAGGUAUUGUCAGGAAUACCAUCUUCCCAGUCCCUCAGUCACAGCCUAGGAGUUGGCUGGAUUCCUGGCUAUGGCCCAGCCUGGGUCCAUUUCACCUUUGCAGCAUAGCCCAGGAAGCCUCCUUUUCUCUGCAGACAAGCCGGCCUGCCUCCCGACUUCUCACCCCACUCUGUCCUCUAGUGGCCAAAGUGAUGUUCCUAAAGUGCAGAGCUCACAAUGUCGUGUAGACCAUCUUCCCACCAAAUAAACUAGCUGUAUAUUCCAGAAUCAAAUACAAAUUAUCUUUUUGGCAUUCAAAGCCUAGAUUCCCCCCUCCUCCCCCACCUCCCAUCUUUUCAGUCUAAUUGUACUGUGUACUCUUUAACCCAGUGACACCUCUUUUGCUGUUCCACAUCUCAGCUGGGCAUCUUCUCGCUGUUCCCCUUGUCUCAUCACAUUUAUUGUCUUCCUAUGAGUCAACAAAUUCCAUCAUAUACACAUCUUUCCCAAUCCCCUUUUCAUUCUUGUGCCUUUUUUCUAUUUCUUAUUUAUAUACCUUGCUUGUACGUAUUUGUUUGCUUGUCUCCCCCAUUAGACUGUGAGCUCCAUGAGAGCAGGGACUAUAUUUUUUGCCUUUAUUAUUAUUUUUUGUAUCCCCAGUGCUUAGCACAAGUGCCUGGCACAUAGUAGGCGCUUAAUAAAUGCUUAUUGAUUGAUUCUUUGCAAGUUGAUAAAGAACUAUUAAUGGCC